GCAAUGAGCGAGGAAGCAAACAUCACAAGGCCUUCAAAAAGGCUUUGAGAAAAACAAAGAGGCCUCAAAUAGCUGUGGACGUUUAACCCCGGCACAAUGGCGUCCCUCGGCAUGCACAUGCUGGCGAGCGCUUUGGCUUUAAUGGGAUGGACCGCAGCCCUCCUGUGCUGCAUCCUGCCAAUGUGGCGAGUGACAGCCUUCAUCGGAACCACCAUCGUCACCUCAGAGAUCAUGUGGGAAGGCAUCUGGAUGAACUGCGUGGUACAGAGCACAGGUCAAAUCCAGUGCAAGCCGUAUGAAUCGACACUCGCUCUAGAUGUGAAUCUGCAGGCCUCUCGGGCCCUCAUGGUUAUGUCCGUCAUUGUUGGAGCUGUGGGCCUCAUUUUGACCUUCAUUGGAGGAAAGUGCACCAUUUUUCUGAUCAGAUCCGAAAGAUCCAAAAUGAAGAUUGUCACAGCGGCAGGUGCCAUUUUAAUCAUUGCAGGAAUUCUCUGCUUGAUCCCACCCUCAUGGUCGGCUGGCAUGGUGGUAAAGGCGUUUUACAAUCCACAGUUAGCGGAUCCACAGCGCAGAGAGCUUGGAGGGGCCAUUUAUCUUGGUUGGGGGGGAGCCAUUGUCCUCAUAUUGAGUGGAGGAAUUCUUUGCACCUCCAAAUGUAAAGACAAACCAGAGGAUGACCGUGGUCCUUCGGUGAAGUAUCUGGUUGUGCGAUCUUCGCAGGCAGGAUCCAGCAGGCCGGGCUCUCAAAGGAUGCAUCCAAUCUCUGUGAGGUCACUUCAGAGUGGUGCCCCAUCUGUGAGGUCCCAGUGGAGUCAGAAAGCCCCUUUUAUUCAGGGCAGACCUCAGUCAGUAGGCUCCAACCAGAGCAGGCCAACACCUACAAAGUCGCAGCUUGCCAGUUCUGAAUCAAUGCUAGUGUCUGAGCAGGACGAGGGGAUGUCAACAAAGUCCCAGCUGUUUCAUGAUGGCUUCAUACACUGACCAACUCAACAAGAGAGAUGCUCCAUUGACAUGCUUUUGAUUGUGGAGACUGCAAAAAGUAUGCAGAUCAAGAGACUUGCACUUGGACAGUCAUAUAUCUGCCAUUGCACUAUUAAUUACUGCUAUUAUUGAUAAAAUGAAGGAUUCUAAUGAAGGCUGAAAUUAUUGCUUGUCAAUUAUUAGGCAUUUUUGAAGAAGUGGAGGCACUUUAAGAGGUCCUUGAGGUAUAAGGAAACUGACUGAGGUAAUUUGCACUGAACUACACUCAAACCUCAGGAGCCAAGAUUAUCGUUGUUGCUAUUAUAGUUCAUUUCUAAAAGUAUGUAUGUGUGUACACCUACUCGAAGUAAUUCAUAUUCUUCAUUGUGUGUCUUAUAUAAGCCUCAUGUUACCUACAAAAUUCAAUGGACAAUGUGGCCAUCAGUAAGCUACUUACAAAAGCUUGUUCUUAUAUGUAACAUAAAAAGCUGAUGCCUCUUCAACAAGCAUACAGAAUUUUUUUGUUUCAUUCAAAUCUCAUGUUUUGCUUCCUGUUAGGAAACUAGAAUGAACACAUUUCUGAUGUAUGAAGCACUGCUAUGACCUUGCCGACAUUGGUGGUCUUUCAUAGUUGGACAAUGGUUUGGUUCAGAUUUUACAAGGGAGGGAAAAGUACACUCUCUUCUUUGUUAGCCUUUCUUCUACGUCAAUUCGAGCCCUCAGUGAAACGGCAGAUCCAGGCAAAACCGGUUCAACAGAGAGUAUCACCUCGUAAUAGCGCUUUGCAUUUUGUCAGUACAAAGAGCAUUUAAAAAGAGUUCAAUGGAGUGUGCUGUAAUGAGGCUACUUGUUUAGACAAAAGUUAGCAAUAUUCAACAGUUUCGUUUAAAAUAAAUUGAUUAGCUACAAAAGUUUAUAAAGUAUAAAUACAACACUUCCUGAAUACUUUUAUGCCAUUAUAAUGUCUGUUUAAUGAAAACACUGUGAUGCUGCAUGUUUCCGGAAAUGCAAGCUAAUAAAUUAUUUUUAAACUGUG
This is a messenger RNA of Danio rerio (zebrafish), 1996 nucleotides long. It is a transcript of the gene cldn30, whose product is annotated as claudin 30. Gene Ontology annotation, molecular function: structural molecule activity. The record is from RefSeq and is marked predicted. NCBI's taxonomy places the organism in Eukaryota, Metazoa, Chordata, Actinopteri, Cypriniformes, Danionidae. Gene Ontology annotation, cellular component: plasma membrane; bicellular tight junction; membrane.